Molecule: messenger RNA, 1315 nt
Organism: Rhododendron vialii
Lineage: Eukaryota; Viridiplantae; Streptophyta; Magnoliopsida; Ericales; Ericaceae
Product: transcription factor LRL2-like
Exons: 8
Coding region: 175-1059 (294 amino acids)
Biological process (GO): regulation of transcription by RNA polymerase II
Cellular component (GO): nucleus
Molecular function (GO): protein dimerization activity; DNA-binding transcription factor activity, RNA polymerase II-specific; RNA polymerase II cis-regulatory region sequence-specific DNA binding
Source: RefSeq, a predicted model, not a curated record
AUCUCUCCUAAACCACAAACCCUCACUCCCUCUCAAGCUCUCAUCUCUCAUUUCAAACAGUUAAAAGGGCAAGUUCAAGAAACUCUCUCCGCCAGAACCUCCUCGACGACGCCGGCGUUGCGCUCAUUUCUCAGUGGGAUGAAAUCUCUGGCCUUGAGUUUUGCUUAGGAUAAUAUGGAAGGAAAAUACGGUCACGAGAACCCUCUGCAGUUGAUGUCAUCUGCUUUUGGUGGGACUUCCAAUGAUGCCUCUGAUUCGUACCAAGGCAAUCCAAACCAUAAGUAUGUCACAGCAGAUGGAAAAAAUCACAUUCCUCCUGUUCCUUUUCCCCUAUCUCAGUGGAUACACUGCCAGGAAACAUCUCCUGGUUCCAUCGAGUUUAUUACAGAAAGGAGUGUCGCCGAAAUCUCAAGGGAGAUGUCAUACCAUAAUGCAAUAGUGCCAUUUGGUGGCAUGGAUGUUUGGAAGGUUGGAGGUAAUGCUGUUCUUCAAGAGGUAAAAAAUGCGAGGUCUCAAAAUUGGCCACCAAUGAACACCUUCACAGAUGCUGAAUAUCAGCUCCAUGCUCAGGGACAAGAAUCAAAUGAACUUCAUUCAAGAGCCUCAGUUGCAGCUCCAGCUUUCUUAGCCAAACCACAUAACCAUGCAUCUAGACGAAGAGCCUCUGUCACUGCCACUGCCACUGAUCGUGCUCGCAGAAUGAGGAUUACUGAGAGACACCACGCCCUGAAUGAACUGCUUCCGCGCCACAAAGAGGUGAUACAUGGUAGUAAAGCAUCUCAACUUGAUGAUAUAACCGACUAUAUCAAGUAUUUACAGCUUCAAAUCAAGGAUUUAAGUCAAAGCAGAUUGGGAGGUGAACCAACCACUGAUCCUUUUGUUUUCCUGGAGGGAUAUGGCCAUUACAUCCUCCAUGAACAGAUGUUGAACGAACCACUGGAAGAGAUGAUGGGGAAGUUACUAGAGGUGAAUCCAUCAGCAGCAUCCCAGCUAUUGGAGAGCAGAGGCCUGGUUAUAAUGCCAACAAAUUUGGUUGAAGGACUUCAUCAAGCGAUGUAAAUGCUCAAACAUACCAAUCCAUCAAACUUUAGAUGUUAAUGAUGUUAUCGUUUCCGGCUUUCUUCCGGAGAAUUUCAUCUGUGAAAAGACAUGUUAAUUUUGCCAGCAGCUGUGAUUUUUUCAUGUCAAAGCAAUUUUUGGCUUAGAGAAUAGAGAGAGAAACUUAUCCGGAACAAAACAUUGUUCUCCAUCCUCUAUGUGCAUGUCUAUAUUACAUUAGAUAUCAGAGUUAACUGUUGUGUUCCCAUCCUCAAAA